GGCAGCGUCUGAUAGUGCACCAAAUAAAGCAUCAUAUCUGUCUCUCACCGAUUAUAUAUAAAUAUAUAUUUUCCCUUUUUUCUUUCUUUCUUUCGCUCCGCUCCUCUUUCUCUAUUUCGUACAAUUCUAAGUUCAUCAGGUAUUAUUUAUCCAGGUCUUUGCCUAUGGGUACUAAAUCAGCUGUUGACUUAAUGGAGUCUUUAUCCGAGGUUCAUUUUUCUGGAUUUCACAUGGAUGGCUUAGAGCAAAGAAAGGCUGGCACAGAGCAACCAACCACUUCAGCAACUGACAUGUAUAAACAACCUUUUGUGAUAGGUGUUGCUGGUGGAGCAGCAUCCGGUAAGACAUCAGUUUGUGAUAUGAUUGUUCAGCAGCUUCAUGACCAACGAGUUGUACUUGUUAAUCAGGAUUCUUUUUACCAUAAUUUGACUGAGGAGGAACUUACAAGAGUACAAGAUUACAACUUUGACCAUCCUGAAGCUUUUGAUACUGAGCAAUUGCUACGUGUCAUGGACAAGUUGAAGCAUAGCCAAGCAGUAGAUAUUCCAAAGUAUGACUUUAAGGGUUACAAGAAUGAUGUUUUUCCAGCAAGACGGGUAAACCCAGCGGAUGUUAUUAUUUUGGAAGGUAUCCUUGUUUUCCAUGAUCCACGAGUGCGGGCAUUGAUGAAUAUGAAGAUAUUUGUUGACACAGAUGCUGAUGUUCGUCUGGCUAGAAGAAUUAAGCGUGAUACUGCUGACAAUGCUCGUGAAAUUGGAGCUGUGCUUGAUCAGUAUUCUAAAUUUGUGAAGCCAGCUUUUGAUGACUUUAUUCUUCCCACCAAGAAGUACGCUGAUAUCAUUAUACCCCGUGGAGGAGAUAAUCAUGUGGCUAUUGAUUUGAUUGUACAACAUAUUCGCACGAAGCUUGGUCAGCAUGACUUGUGUAAAAUAUAUCCUAAUUUAUAUGUCAUUCAGUCUACUUUUCAGAUACGGGGUAUGCAUACUCUGAUACGUGAUUCUCAAACAACGAAACAUGACUUUGUAUUUUAUUCUGACCGUUUGAUUCGUUUGGUUGUAGAACAUGGCCUAGGGCAUCUUCCAUUUACAGAAAAGCAAGUAAUCACUCCAACUGGAUCGGUAUACAGUGGCGUGGAUUUCUGUAAGAGGUUGUGUGGUGUCUCCAUCAUCCGGAGUGGGGAGAGUAUGGAAAAUGCUUUACGAGCAUGCUGCAAAGGUAUCAAGAUUGGGAAAAUUCUUAUUCAUAGAGAAGGUGACAAUGGUCAACAGCUAAUAUAUGAGAAGUUGCCUAAUGACAUCUCAGAUAGGCAUGUAUUACUGCUGGAUCCCAUCUUAGGCACAGGUAAUUCAGCUGUUCAAGCAAUUUCUUUGCUUUUAAAGAAGGGUGUACCAGAGUCCAACAUUAUAUUUCUCAAUCUCGUAUCAGCACCUCAAGGUGUUCAUGUGGUCUGUAAAAGAUUUCCAAGAAUAAAAAUCCUGACAUCUGAGAUUGAGAUUGGUUUGAAUGAAGAUUUCCGUGUCAUACCUGGCAUGGGUGAGUUUGGGGACCGGUACUUUGGAACAGAUAAUGAUGACCAGCAGGUGGUACCCCCUUCACAGUAGUUAUACUUGGGAGGAAAUUCACAAUAUUUUUUGGUUCGUCAUCAUUAAUGAGACCUUUACUGCGGAAGGGGGAAAUAAAAUUUGCUGAAUUAAGAUUCUGCUGGGCUCCGAGUUAUUGUUCUAAAUCAAUUUUGAUCAUAAUAUUUUGUUUGAUUUUACAAACAUAUGCAUAAUCGGAAUAUUCCAAGGCAAAUUUUGUAUUACCUUUUAUUAUUAUACCGGAAUUUUUCUUUGAACUUAUUCUUUGCCGGACACUGGCUUAUCAAGAUACAUGUUUACCGUCCAGA
Glycine soja is the source of this 1888-nucleotide messenger RNA. RefSeq names its product uridine kinase-like protein 3. The record is from RefSeq and is a predicted model, not a curated record. The transcript is spliced from 15 exons. Lineage: Eukaryota; Viridiplantae; Streptophyta; Magnoliopsida; Fabales; Fabaceae. Gene Ontology annotation, cellular component: cytoplasm. The coding region runs from base 165 to 1601 and encodes 478 amino acids. Gene Ontology annotation, molecular function: kinase activity; ATP binding.